Rhodofomes roseus is the source of this 2640-nucleotide messenger RNA. RefSeq names its product cytosine-5--methyltransferase. The record is from RefSeq and is a predicted model, not a curated record. Gene Ontology annotation, biological process: tRNA methylation. Gene Ontology annotation, molecular function: tRNA binding; tRNA (cytidine-N5)-methyltransferase activity. Lineage: Eukaryota; Fungi; Basidiomycota; Agaricomycetes; Polyporales; Fomitopsidaceae. Gene Ontology annotation, cellular component: cytoplasm; nucleus. The coding region runs from base 268 to 2577 and encodes 769 amino acids. The transcript has 14 exons.
GCGCUUGUGCCGCAUGAUCGAUCUUUGCCGGCUCGGAUUAUUUGAGGCUUUCUGGCCAUUCAUUGGAAGUUCGCCGACUGCAUUCACAGCCAAGCGCAACCUUACAAUGGCGAGGACCAAAGUUCGUCUUUAUUUGCCAUCGAACGACCCCCCUUCAGCUGAUGGGUCCAGAAAGCAGCACGCAGAGGCCGGGGACGAGGACGAGGCGGCGCUGCAGUUGAGGGCACGUCCGACCGCGAACGCAACGACGGAAAUGCACGGUCGAACAUGAUUGCGAAGGAGGACAUGCACAACGAGCGCUUUGAGCGAUACUACAAAGCUCAGAGGAUCCUGCCGGAGGACGAGUGGGAGUCGUUCAUGGAGGCCAUGAGAACCCCGCUUCCUACAACCUUUCGGGUGACUGGGAGUAGACAAGCAGCACGUUUGCUGAACGACACGAUCAAGGAUGUACAUGUGCCGCACUUGGCUGACGUUGUCUUUGAGGGUGAGGCGGUCCCCCCGCCGACCCAGAUUUCUUGGUAUCCAGAGGGUCUUGCCUGGCAGUUGAAUGUCGCGAAGAAGGUCGUCCGCAAGUCGCCGGAGUUCAAGAAGUUUCAUUCGUUCCUGGUAUACGAGACCGAAGUCGGCAACGUGUCACGACAGGAAGCUGUCAGCAUGCUUCCACCGCUAUUUCUAGAGGUUGAGCCGCAUCACCGGGUCCUAGAUAUGUGUGCUGCUCCAGGUUCUAAGACCGCUCAACUGCUGGAGGCCCUCCACGCACACGACAGCAUGACCGCAUCGUCCUACCCAAGUGGGCUACUCAUUGCAAACGACAGCGACUACAAGCGCACGCACAUGCUCAUCCACCAAGCCGCCCGCCUCCCGUCACCCGCGCUCAUGGUCACAAACCAUGACGCGUCCAUCUACCCCGCUAUCAAGAUCCCUUCCGAGCAGGUCGUCUUCCCGACUGCCACCAAACAGCGCGUGGCCGCCAAGAAACAGUACCAGCUCCUUUUCGACAGAAUCCUGUGCGACGUGCCAUGUAGCGGAGACGGCACGCUCCGGAAGAAUAUUGCGAUCUGGAACCACUGGCAACCCAUGGAUGGGAACGGCCUACACAGCCUCCAGAUCCGUAUCCUUGAGCGAGCAAUGCGCAUGCUGAAGAAAGGCGGACGCAUCGUUUACUCCACCUGUUCGUUAAACCCAGUUGAGAACGAGGCGGUAGUAGCAGCUGCCCUCAAGUCAAUACCUGGUUUCGAAGUGGUCGACAUGUCCAACCAUUUGCCUAGCCUCAUCCACCGACCGGGAAUGACUACCUGGAUACCUACGGUCGACCGCAAUAUCACGACGGACUUCCACACCUACAAGGACCAUUGGGAUUCUCUCUCAGAAGAUCAACGUAAGCAGAGCAAAAUGCUGGAGUCCCACUGGCCGCCUACGGGAGAGGAGGUGGAGAAGUUGAACCUGACGCGAUGUAUGCGGAUAUAUCCUCACUUGCAAGACACGGGUGGAUUCUUCAUCGCGGUGUUGCAGAAGAUCCCCGCACCGUCGACUAGUAAUCAAGGUGCAAGCAAAAGCGACGGUAAGCGGCAGGCAGAAGCUGUUGACGGAUUGGAGACGUCCGCUGUCAAGAAGCCGAAGCUCGCGACUGAGUUGUCUUCAGCCACGGAGGUAGAACCGACCCGCGCUGCUGUUGAGACAACCGAGGACAUCGACGAAGAGCUCCCGGACGAAGCCGUCGAGGAGAGUGAUCCCAGUAUCGUCGAUCCCUUGCCCCAACCUGCACCGGCCGUCAAUCCAGAAGAGUUCAAGAAGCAGCAGAAAGGGAAGAAGCACAGAGGCGAUGGAGGGGGUGCCGGCCAUUUUAAAGAGAAUCCCUUCACCUUCGUCUCUCCGGAUGACCCGAUCAUUCAGGCGUGCAUGGCGAAACUCCGCUUGCAGCCUUCCUUCCCUACGCAAAACAUCCUUGUCCGGAAUCCGGAGGGCGACCCCGUCCGAUCUCUCUACUUGACAAAUGACAUCGUGAAGCAUGUUGUGCAGCACAACGACUGCAUCCGAAUGCGCCUCAUGACUGCGGGCACGAAGGUCUUCGCGAAGCAAGAGGGCGUCGAGGCAAAGCGCGAGGGCACUGAGGCGCAAUUUCGAGUACUCGCAGAGGGCUUGCCCGCCGUGCUGCCGUACAUCGAACCAGGCGCGAUCGUUGAGGCCGACGUAGCGUCGCUGAAGAUCUUGAUGGAGACUUAUUAUCCGCUCUGUUCGAGGUUUUCGGAGCCGUUCAAGUCGCUUAUCGAGUCGCAAACAACUGGAAGCUAUGUCGUUCGCUUCCGCCCUGGACAGGUCGACGACACAACACUGGCACAUGAACUGGUUCUUCCUAUUUGGAAGUCCAAUGUGUCGGUGACGCUCAUGAUUGACAAGAAGGCAAAGAGUGCGUUGAGCUUGCGAUUAUUCGGUCAAGACAUUACCAUAGCAGCUAAAGAAGCAUCCUCAAAAAGGAAGGCAGAAGCAUCCACACCGGCCGAUGAUGAUACAGAGGCUCAGAAGGAUGCUAUGAUCGUCGACAGCUCAGAUAGCAAAGCGGAAACCACCCCGUCAUAAUACUUUAAUAGUGCAGCCUGUAUACAUACCUGCAAUGCCUGCACGUCAGAUUUCCUGACAUAA